This is a messenger RNA of Colletotrichum orchidophilum, 1749 nucleotides long. RefSeq lists its product as uncharacterized. NCBI's taxonomy places the organism in Eukaryota, Fungi, Ascomycota, Sordariomycetes, Glomerellales, Glomerellaceae. The coding region runs from base 1 to 1749 and encodes 582 amino acids. The record is from RefSeq and is a predicted model, not a curated record. The transcript has 3 exons.
AUGUCGAAUGACGCACCCUACUCCCGAUCCUCAGCCACGAGUUACCGCCCAAGGGAGACCCUUCGGAAGCGACUAAGGCUCCAGCAGAUUGAACACGACGGCGCAGUCGACGAUGACGACAAUACGGAAGAAGGGCCCCCACGGCCCCUCCCCAAGAGCGACUACAAAUCCAUAUACAAAUGGUGGAACGACGAAUACCGCCUGGUCGCAGUCUGCGUCAUCGGAGCCCUCGUCCUAGGCAUCAUCUUCAAGAAUUACGACAAGCAGCCAAUCCCCCAACUAAUGCAUGGCAACCUCGACUUUGAUGUCAUCAUUGUAGCCAUGUUCACCUGCGUUCGCGUCGCCAUGAGUGGCAUUGUCGAGUCCUCCAUUAGCCAGUCUGCCUGGAUCUGGGUGUCUGAAGCCCGGCAACGUCGCACCAAUGACAGCCGAGCCAGGCUGGAAGACUUCAAGAUUUAUGACGAGGCAUCACGCGGGCUUUGGGGAAGCCUGUAUCUCUUGUGGCGGCUGAGAGGAAGACAUCUUGCUUGCAUCGGUGCCUUGAUCGUCAUUCUUGUCCACGGGCUCGAGGCAUCAUCCCAACAGCUUUAUCAGUACGAGGGCCAGCCACGAGAAAUCCUCGACGAACCCAAAGUCGCGGCACCUGAGAGAAGCGAUCUUGGUAUACUAUCCGUGGACGUCAAAAACCUCAACCUCGAAUGUUCUGGCGUCAACUGCACGUGGCCCAUCGUGCCAACACUGGCAGUUUGCGGCGAGUGCAAUCCUCUGGACAUGAGGACCAUGUGUACCGACAAAACACAAACGUGCCGGUACAGCUUGCCCAUGGGCACGUCAGUGGAGAUCAGCCGAAAUGCCCCAACCACUGAGCGGUUCAGGACGGCCGCGUCGGAGGGCACCAUCCACCAUAUCAAUUCGACGACGCGAACAUACAUAUCUGUCUUCGACGUCCUAUGGGUCAUGAAGAGCAAGCGAGAGACGCAGAGUGUUGCUACGGAAUGCGCGCUGUGGUUCUGCAUGAAGAGCUACAACUUCACGAUUAUCGAAAGCCAGUUUCACCAAGAACUCAUCAAAAGCUGGAACACGACGCGAUUUGAACUGAGCAACAGCGCGCACGGCGACGAGUACGUCUUCGUUGAUGUUCCGGGAGACAUGAAUGUGGCGCCGGAAUCCAGGUACAGCAUCUCCAGAAAAGCGUUGGCUGCGUUGCGGAGGUUCGUAGACCCGCUUGUCGAGACAACGUACGAGAAGCAGUAUACAAUUAUCAACUUUUCGUCGGAUUGGGCCGAAGGGAUAUACAAUGCGAGAGAAAAACUGCCGGAAUGGAUCAACCGAUUCAGCAUCAGUCUGACGAAUGAAGUGCGGCUUCAUGGCGAAGUUCGGGACAAGGACCGACAUCGAUACAGCGGGCGUGCGUAUGAGACGGUGCAGGUAAUUGUCGUGGACUGGUUGUGGAUGCUGUUCCCGACGGGCCUGAUCAUGAUCAGCAUUUACCAUCUCUUUCACACCAUCAUCAGAGGCGCUCGCGACGGCAUAUCGGUAUGGAAGAGCGAUUCGUUGCCAAUGCUCUUCUGUCGGAUUGAUGCCUCGAUUCUUGCAAAGGUUGGCGAUGGCAUGGAUGUGCCCAAUGGACUGGAUGAGGCUGUCGGCGAUGUCAAGGUGUGCUUAUGGAGGGAAGAUGAUGGCGACUGGGUGUUCAAGCCAAUCGAGAGCGAGGAGUCGUCGUCGUCGUCUGAAUCUGAUUCUGACUGA